AUGCUCCAAUUACCUGCAGUCCUUAGUCAAGUGAGGCCAGUGUCCCGGGUACUGGCUCCUUACUUCACUCUGGCUUAUGCCAAAGAUGUAAAAUUUGGUGCAGACGCCUGAGCCCUAAUGCUUCAAGGUGUAGAUCUUUUAGCCGAUGCUAUAGCCGUUACCAUGGGGCCAAAGGGAAGAACAGUGAUUAUUGAGCAGAGUUGGGGAAGUCCUAAAGUAACAAAAGACGGUGUCACAGUUGCCAAAUCAAUUGACUUAAAGGAUAAAUACAAGAAUAUUGGGGCCAAACUUGUCCAAGAUGUUGCCAAUAACACCAAUGAAGAGGCCGGCGAUGGUACCACCACGGCCACUGUACUGGCAUGCUCUAUCGCCAAGGAAGGCUUUGAGAAGAUUAGCAAUGGUGCUAAUCCAGUGGAAAUCAGAAGAGGCGUGAUGGUAGCUGUUGAUGCUGUAAUUGCUGAGCUUACGAAGCAAUCUAAAUCUGUGACAACACCUGAAGAAAUUGCUCAGGUAGCUACAAUUUCUGCAAAUGGAGACAAAGAAAUUGGCACCAUCAUUUCUGAUGCAAUGAAAAAGGUUGGAAGAAAGGGUGUCAUCACUGUAAAGGAUGGAAAAACAUCGAAUGAUGAAUUAGAAAUUAUUGCAGGAAUAAAAUUUGACCGAGGUUAUAUCUAUUCAUACUUUAUUAAUACAGUCAAAGGUCAAAAACGUGAAUUCCAGGAUGCCUAUGUUCUAUUAAGUGAAAAGAAAAUUUCUAGCAUCCAGUCCAUUGCACCUGCUUUUGAAAUUGCCAAUGCUCACUGUAAGCCUUUGGUCAUAAUUGCUGAAGAUGUUGAUGGAGAAGCUCUAAGCACCCUCAUUUUGAAUAGGCUAAAAGUUGGUCUUCAGGCUGUAGCAGUCAAAGCUCCAGGUUUUGGUGACAAUAGAAAGAACCAGCUUAAGGACAUGGCAAUUGCUACUGGUGGUGCAGUAUUUGGAGAAGAGGGUUUUGACCUUGAAUCUUGAAGAUGUUCAGCCUUAGGAAAAGUUGGAGAGGUCAUUGUGACCAAAGAUGAUGCCAUGCUCUUGAAAGGAAAAGGUGACAAAGCUCAAAUUGAAAAGUGUAUUCAAGAAAUCAUUGAGCAGUUGGACAUCACAACUAGUGAAUAUGAAAAGGAAAAACUGAAUGAACGUCUGGCAAAACUUUCAGAUGGAGCAGCUGUGCUAAAGGUUGGUGGGACGAGUGAUGUGGAAGUGACUGAGAAGAAAGACAGAGUUUCUGAUGCCCUCAAUGCAACACGAGCUGCUGUUGAAGAAGGCAUUGUUCUUGGAGGUGGCUGUGCUCUGCUUCGGUGCAUUCCGGUCUUGAACUCAUUAACUCCAGCAAAUGAAGAUAAAAAAAUUGGUAUUGAGAUUAUUAAAAGAACACUCAAAAUUCCUACAAUGAACAUUGCUAAGAAUGCAGGUGUUGAAGGAUCAUUGAUAGUUGAGAAAAUUCUGCAGAGUUCCUCAGACUAUGAUGCUAUGAUUGGAGAUUUUGUGAAUAUGGUAGAAAAAGGAAUCAUUGAUCCAACCAAGGUUGUAAGAACUGCGUUGUUGGACGCUGCCGGAGUGGCCUCUCUGCUGACCACAGCAGAAGUUGUAGUCACAGAAAUCCCUAAAGAAGAGAAGGACCCUGGCAUGGGUGGGAUGGGUGGAAUGGGAGGGGGCAUGGGAGGCAUGGGAGGUGGCAUGUUCUAA
Molecule: messenger RNA, 1719 nt
Organism: Echinops telfairi (small Madagascar hedgehog)
Lineage: Eukaryota; Metazoa; Chordata; Mammalia; Afrosoricida; Tenrecidae
Product: 60 kDa heat shock protein, mitochondrial-like
Biological process (GO): protein import into mitochondrial intermembrane space; positive regulation of T cell activation; apoptotic mitochondrial changes
Cellular component (GO): mitochondrial inner membrane; mitochondrial matrix
Molecular function (GO): ATP binding; protein-folding chaperone binding; ATP-dependent protein folding chaperone
Source: RefSeq, a predicted model, not a curated record